Hyalella azteca is the source of this 2415-nucleotide messenger RNA. Its product is annotated as SET domain-containing protein SmydA-8. The coding region runs from base 233 to 1807 and encodes 524 amino acids. The record is from RefSeq and is a predicted model, not a curated record. Gene Ontology annotation, molecular function: protein binding. The transcript has 4 exons. NCBI's taxonomy places the organism in Eukaryota, Metazoa, Arthropoda, Malacostraca, Amphipoda, Hyalellidae.
GUAAAAUAUAUUCAAGCUUAUCAUAUACUCGUAUCAAUACAGCAUAUACAUCAAACUCGUCAUUUCAUAUGAAAAUUCACAGUGUGGUAUAAAAAAGCGAAAGAUAUUUACAAAUGUUUCGAUAUGCUUUUCAGAUGUAAUCACUGGAUUAUUACUUGCAUUGCUUGUUUCUUUACAAAAUUCAAUUCAUUCUUAAUUUUACGCUUGCAAUAAAUUCCACAAAAACAGGUUAAUGACUUCCUCAAUGGCGGGACAUGAGUCAUUGGAGUUACUACAAGCAUAUUUCGAGAGGAUAUCCAAUAGUGCAGCUGCUAAGACAGUCCUCGGUGCUGUCCCAGCAGUACGACUAAAUAGAAAUGAGACCGUUGGAAGAUACCUGGAAGCAAUAAGAGACAUACCUGAAGGUGAAAUACUCAUUUGGGAGGCGCCCUUGAUCGUAACUCCUCCAGCUGGAGCAGGACCAACGUGUUUAAGGUGUUUGAAGAAACUGAGUAGUUCAAAUGACCGAAGUGCAUGCACGCAGUGUGGUGCCCCGGUUUGUAAGGAGAAAUGUCGUGUCAAUUACCACAGCGACGAAGAAUGCUGUGCGUUGCAAAACGUCAACGCAAACCCAUGGGAUGAAAGCAUGAUACCUCUGUUGAAUGCCGCUUUAACGCCUCUAAGGACAUGGAUGAAGAUUAAAGAAGACGUAACCAUUCGAUCAAUUUUCUUAUCCCUAGAGAGUUUCGCUGAGAGACGGAGGACGAUGCCAGUAGGUCGGUUCAUUACUUCGAAGAUCGUACCCCUGCUGCGAGAUACGUUGGGACAAGCUGAAAUAACUCCUGAUUUUAUACAUCACUGCUGUGGAGUUUUCGACACGAAUGCAAUUAAAGUUAGAAAUGCCGAUGAUGAACAGGGUCGAGCAGUGAUGCCGUUCUCAGCCAUGCUCAUGCAUGAAUGUGUGCCUAAUUGUGAUCAUUGGUUUGCUGAAGGGUACCAUGUGGUAAGGGCAUCCACGCCAAUACCUAAGGGUACAGUUCUAUCCAUUAACUACACAAGCAGCAUGCUGGGCACUCAAUCCCGACAAAAACACUUGUCAUUCACCAAACUGUUCAGAUGCCAGUGCAAGCGGUGUUUGGACCCGACCGAGUUGGGCACACACAUCAGCUCUGUUCGGUGUCGUGCUUGUAAGAAAGGUCUUCUGGUUCCGCAGAAUCCCUUUAACCAAGAAUCAUCUGAUAGGUCAUGCACGCCGAACCACUCUGGCCAGGAACCAUCUGACUGGUCAUGCACCAAGUGUUGCACAAGGUUUUCUUCGGAGAUGGUUAACACAAUCUGCAGGGCUGGGUCUUUCACGUCUGAGUUGUCUACCCCCGAGGAGCUGGUAGACAGGAUUGAGGACGUGCAGAGGAUGGUCGGAGUACAGCACUACGGAGUUCUUCAGCUCCUGUUGACUCUUUUCAGAGCGAUUAUCAGGAAAACAGCUCAAGCUUCCACUCAUGAAGAGCUGUUGCAACUGUUGACUGCAUCAGAGCACCUCUUGCCAGUUGCUCACAUCCUCGAGCCAGGACUCACUCUUCUCACAGGUGAGCUAUUACUGGGCAACCUCCAGGCCCGCGCGGAACUGAGCACGCGGCGGCUCCUGAUUGGCUGCAGCAGCGAGCUAGCUUUGCUAGGCACCUCAGUUCCGCCCACCACUCCAGAGCUGGUGCAAAAGAGGCUGGAUAAGUGCAAGCGUAUCCACCAGUUCCACCCAAUGCUCCGGGAGGUGGUGAAGGUAGCACAUGACUUCGCUGCACCAACCGACCUCAGCAACGGCACUUCAUAGACUUCAAGAAACUUUGGGGAAUAUUAAUUCUAAAUAUUUUGUUGCAAUCUUGAAAUCGGGAAUAUAGAAAAUUCUGACGUCAUCGUUCCUACUAAAGCGAUCUGAUCGAUCUCCGUUAGCUCAGAUCUAUAAUUUCCUCAAGACUGAGACAAUCGUUCCUACUUCGAGAAAUUGUGCUUUAAAUGCCAACGCUUCUUACGAGGCAAUUGUUCUGUUAAUGGAGAUAUUUUCUUCCAGGAUGAUUGUUCCCAUUAUUUGCCACUGGUCCAAGAAAAGAAAUGUGAUUAGUGUAUGAUUUCUUUUUGUGUAGGGUAAUAUCAAUUAUAAAUGCUUGCCCCCGCGAAGUAAUGGGUUCAUUUCACUCUUAUUGGUCGGUAGGAUCUUUUCUCAUCGUUCCAUGGAACUUAUUGCAGUCAAUAGUCGCUGCACUGCAGCUUUUUGGCAAAAAUAUUUCACAUUUAUACGUGCUUAAUUUGUGUUUCAAUCUUUCAUUGAUUUAAUUGUAAAAUUACCUCAUAUUGCUUCAAUUUUUAUUCUAUUCUGUAAUAUAAAUUAAAGUAAUCUUGUCUGUACUGAUCCUUUCAUAAUCCGAUCCAGUGCCAACUUGU